GUCCCAAUGACGUGCGAUAAUAACCAGGAAACAAACUUUUUUUUGUCAAUGUAAAGAAGUUCCCUUGUACAAGCAACAUUUUUGUUGAUUUAGCUAGUUUUCUGUAUUUAAAAUGCCUUUAAUUUGUGGCGGAACUUCCGAGGCAAAAGAUGCAAAUGAAGAGGUGCAACAAAUAUGCAACGAGUUGCAGUCUCAUGCUGAGAAUAAAGCUGGGCGGAGUUUUGACGUCUUCGUCGCCAAAUCGUAUAAAACACAACUUGUUGCCGGAAUGAAUUACUUUAUCAAGGUUCAUGUGGGUGGCGAUGACUUCAUUCAUCUGCGUGCCUUUAAAAGCCUGCCCCAUGCUGGAGAAAAACUAGAGCUGCACAGCCUGCAGACAUCCAAAGCUCACCAUGAUGAGAUUGAAUAUUUCUGAGUCAAAUCUCCAGGAAAAGCCAAAAUCGUUGCGAAUAUUAUACCAUCAACCAUAAUGCCCAUGAAACCAACUGUAAUCAUUACUAAGAGAUGAUGUUUAUACGGUUAUCAAUCCUGAGAAAUAUAUUGACUUAUGUAUCAUCUAUCUAUGACAUGUGAUGGCCUUAACAAUAAUGAACACAUGCAUUAGUUUACUAGUGGGAUCAGUAUUAAAACAUU
Molecule: messenger RNA, 633 nt
Organism: Xyrauchen texanus (razorback sucker)
Lineage: Eukaryota; Metazoa; Chordata; Actinopteri; Cypriniformes; Catostomidae
Product: cystatin-B-like
Exons: 3
Coding region: 113-415 (100 amino acids)
Cellular component (GO): cytosol
Molecular function (GO): cysteine-type endopeptidase inhibitor activity
Source: RefSeq, a predicted model, not a curated record